Neoarthrinium moseri is the source of this 1029-nucleotide messenger RNA. RefSeq lists its product as uncharacterized. NCBI's taxonomy places the organism in Eukaryota, Fungi, Ascomycota, Sordariomycetes, Amphisphaeriales, Apiosporaceae. The transcript has a single exon. Bases 1 to 1029 code for a protein of 342 amino acids. The record is from RefSeq and is a predicted model, not a curated record.
AUGAGCAAGCUCGUUACCUCCGUGGCCGUGCUGCAAGCCGUCGAAGACGGGAUUCUGGACUUAGACGCAGACGUGAAGCCAUUGCUGCCCCGGAUAGGGGAGUAUGGCAUCAUCAGCGGCUUCGACGAUGAUAGUAACUCUGCGCAGUUCACGGCUAACUCUCAACCCAUUUCUCUUCGCAUGUUGCUCUCGCACACGUCAGGCCACGAAUACGACUGGCUCAAUCCACCUCUAGGCAAGUGGCGGGCGUCGCGCAACGAGGAGCCAUGGACCGGCCCGACCGUCGAGCACAAGUCUGUCCUGCCUCUCGUCUUUGAGCCCGGGACCUCUUUUGCUUACGGAGCCGGGCACGACUGGGCUGGCAAGCUUCUCGAGGUCGCUGCGAACACCACUCUAGAGAAGUUUAUGCAUGAGCGAAUAUGGAUCCCACUUGGAAUCGAGGACGAGAUCAGUUUUCACCCUGAGACUAAAGAAGGCAUGAAGGCAAGGAUGGCUCAUCUUAGUUCAUUGAACGAAAAAGGCGAGCCGCCAGCUGUUGAUGCUCCCACAUUCGAUAUCCUCUUUGGAGGUACUGAUUGUCUUGGCGGAGCCGGUCUCUUCGCGUCCCAGAAGGGAUAUCAGUCCUUCCUUUCCGCGGUUCUCCGUCGUGAUCCCAAGAUUUUGAAACCAGAGUCGUAUACAGAGCUCUUCCGGCCGCAGCUCGACGAAAAAUGUGAGCAGGCGUUCAACGAUUAUGUAGCACUCUCUCCCGCGCACACCAUGUUCCUGGGCCUUGGGAUCCCGACCACGGUCAGAAAGACAUGGUGUUUUGCAGGUAUGGUGGCAAAGCAGGGUCAAGAAGGCAGAUUCCGGCCAGGAACAACUCUUUGGGCUGGAGUUCCAUGUGCUGUUUGGUUCAUUGACCAUGAGGCUGGUAUAUGUGGGACAGCCAUGUGCCAAAUCCUCCCUCCCAUGCACCCUGCAGUGGUGGCUCUGCAUGAGAAAUUUCAGAGUGCUGUCUUUGCAGAGGUUAGUAGCAAGGCCAAAUAG